Molecule: messenger RNA, 10284 nt
Organism: Mercenaria mercenaria
Lineage: Eukaryota; Metazoa; Mollusca; Bivalvia; Venerida; Veneridae
Exons: 4
Coding region: 302-2824 (840 amino acids)
Source: RefSeq, a predicted model, not a curated record
UUGUUGACGAGAGUAAUUGUUGCAUAACUUUAUAAAAUAAAAACUGCAAUCCACACAUACAUCAAAGGAACUUAUAAUAAUUACUUUUGUUUCACCUUUUAAAUGUAUUCUUCUGAAAAGAAAAUCUGUCGUGAAGAGAAUAAAUUACUUUGUAACACACGUGCAAUUAUUUUGAACGAUAUUUGUUUAUAUUUCAGACCUGAAGGAAGAUUUGAUAGCUCUCUACAGGGAACAGUAUCAUAACCUGCCUCUUUCGCCUUUAAUAGAAGAACAAGACACUCCUCUGCUUAAGUUUUACGUCAUGCCGGACAUCAAUUCAGUGGAAAUCCAGAGAUCGCUCGGAGGUGGCAAUGAAAUUAAGUCAGAGGUAACCUCACUACGUGAUGUGUUCUACAAGAAAAACAAAAAGUGUCGUAAAAUUUAUCUUACAGCAGAUGCUGGACUCGGGAAAACUGCAUUUAGUAAGCGACUCGUGUUGACGUGGUGUCAAGCUAAAAUGGGUAUCAAAAGUGAACAACAUUUCUUUAAGGAGGAAGAUAUUCAGGCAAUGUCAGAGUUUGAAUUUGUGUUUUUGUUGUCAUUGCGCGAUUGUUCUGAGGAAUGCGACAUUGAUGAGAUGAUCGUGAAACAAGUAAUUCCACGGCUGGCACACGCUUCUGUAACUGUACGCGACAUAGAAACUAUUAUUUCUAAGGGUAAAGGCUUGGUAAUUCUUGAUGGUUUGGAUGAAUGGAUACAUCCUGAGACCACCUGUAAGCUAGGACCACGUGACAUUCCACACAGGAAAGCUAGGGAAUGUACAAUCCUCACAACAACUAGACCGUGGAAGUUGAGUGUUAUCAGUUUAAGUUCAAGUCAAAUAGAUCAAAAGUUGGAACUUGUCGGACUUAACGAAGAGUCAGCCUAUGAAUUAAAGAAGAAUGUGAUUUCACUUUUGUGUGAGAAACCUCAAAUUACAGAUGAGCAUAUUGAUAAAUUUGAUUCUGCUGUCGAAGAUAAAGGUAUUUCGGAUUUGGAAACCAUUCCACUUUUGUUGAUGUAUCUUCUGUGUUUAUGGUGUGAUGAAAUAGAUCUAGGAAGGUCUAAAUGUGUGUUAUACUGUCAAAUUGUUGAACUGCUCCUGAAACGAACGUUCAAAAAAUAUCCAGCCCUGCAGCAGGCGCGCGAACCACCCCGAAGUGAUAUCCCGCAAUUCUUCAGUGAACUCGUGCAUUGUAAAAAUUAUUACACACUUCUGCAAGCUUUAGGACAAUUAGCAUUUGGAACAUUAUUCAGUGAAAAACAUGAAAGCACACUGGCAUUUAGUCCAUUAGUUACGAAAAAGUAUCUCAACACAGAAGAUAUGAAAUUAUGUCUUGAAUCAGGAAUAUUAACACAAAGUAAGGAAGUAAAAUUAAUCAGUCAAAGUUCUAAAGUUUCGUUUUCACACAAAACAGUACAAGAAUAUUUCUGUGCACUGCACAUUAGCUGCCUAAAUGAAAGUGAGGUCCAAAAUUUAGUGCAACAAAAAUUCAGCAGUGUUCAAAAUAUUCUUGAUAUGUCGCAAGUGUUUAUUUUCAUCAGUGGAAUGAAUGCAGAAAUCAUGUCUUCAAUAUCACGCGAAUUAAUGUCUGUAAUCAGUGAAGAUAAAAUAACGAGAACAUACAGAUCUAUGGCAGAAUACGAUUACAGGUACGUUAAACCUCUGAUAGACAUACAAAACAUGUACAUUUCUUGUUUGAAAGAAAACACGGACAACACUUCUCUUUGUUUCCAGGAUUUUAUCAUCGAUAGAGAAUGUAAACAAGAAAAUCACUUCUUGAAUUUAAAACAGCUGGUGAUACACAAUAAAAGUAAUAUUAUGUCAUUAAGUAUCCAAAUAGAAGGCAUUCGUUGUUUACGUGAACUUAUCGAUCAGUGUGAAAUUGAUGACCUGCACAGCGUCAAGAAAAUCUAUUACGAAGGGGAAUGCGAGGAAACGGAAAUUAUUCGGUUGUUGACAAACAAGUCGUUGGAAUGUGUAGCUGUUGUAUCACAUACAUGGCAAGGUAAUAAGUUUAUAGGCAAACUUAGUUCUUGUUCCAGUGAACUGUCUAAAACAUUUCAGAAUAUUUCUCAGUUACGAGCAAUUUAUAUCAGUUGUUUCGAGAUGGAGCACGAUGUGCUGAAGCAGUUUCUGAAUUAUAUUAUAAACAGAAAAUCAAUGGCAAAGAUUAGAUUGCACAAUUUACACUGUGUCACACACGAUAUUUCCUGCGGAGAAAUGAAUUUGGACUUUUCCCAGCAUUCAGAUCUAAGGGCGUUAGCAUUGAGCGGUAUACCUGUGUCACAAUUAAAAGUGAAUGUAUCGUCGUUAGAGGAUUGUACUGUAGGACGUUUAUCUAAACCCGGUCUGUCCACGUCAUUGCUGAGAGAGCUGCCAGCAGCCAGUAAACUACACACAUUUAAUUGUAGUGGUCUAGAAUCUUCCGGUGACAUUGAAACAUUGCUGCAGACAUUACCAUUGUUAGUUCCAGUGAAAGAAGUUAGGUUGUGGGGUAUCAACCUAGGCGAAAGGUCACUGUCUCUGUCACCGGAAAUGGUGAAUAUACAGAUUGUUUACUUGUAUAAGGUAACAAUGUCUGGUUCAUCAUUACGUAAUCUAGUUAAGGUAGUAGAGAAACUUCCACACUCAGUGACAGUAAGAAUGCGAGAUUGUAAUAUAACACCGGAAACAGAAUUUGCAGACGUUAAAAAAUAUAUAAAAACAUCGGAGAAUUUCGUGGUCACGUUUGAUGGAAUCAGUCAGUACGGCGAGUACGCGUUUGAGUUUCAAACAACUGAAGCUGGAAGUCGAGUACAUUAAGUUAACCAGUGAACUUGGACUGAUAGUGUAAAUAUUUCAUAAACAUUACUCAUUGAAUAUAUGUAACAUUAAACAUAACACAGAGACAUAUGACAUAUGACACACAUAUAUGUACAGAGUUAAAAAUAGCUGCUCGCGAGUGAAAUAGACACGAAAAUCAAUUCUAAUUUACCAGUACUGAUUAAGAUAGAACAGGGGUUAAAAUAGUUGUGCAUAGAUGAAGAGGAUGGACGUUCUCAUACCUACAUUGAUUGAUUACACAAGCCCGCCUGUGUUCACUGGGUUGCUGCUAUGUACUGGUGUGUCGUAUGACAGUAGAUGAAACGACUUGUCGUCCAAAUCUGAAAUCAACUAAUUAUACUCUUGUCAAGAGCAAUUGUGUGGCAUUCGUCACAGGGGGUUCAGUUUUGUUUACCAGUGUUGGUGGGAUUCUGUCUCCAGAAGUUGAACAUUUUAUUGACCUCAAAGGGCCUGUACAAUCUGUUAGUCAAGAGAUCAGGGUGUACAGUAGUACUGUACUAAAUUCUGGAGUGGUGUAACUCUGUGUCAAAGUUCGGGUCCUUUGUUUAGGCCUAAAUGGUGAAACAGGAGUAUCUGUCGCACCAAUAUUUUGAAAGACCACCAGUUGCGAUUCAGAACCUUCAGCACCACUAAAUAGUAAGUUCGUAGACCAUUGGUUUUACCACCAGGAUCCCUUUUCAAUUGAAAAUUUAUCAGACAAUGAUUGUACUGUUUUAAACCUGGAUCUGAAGACAUUAAUGUUACAGUAAAUAAAUCUUUACAAUCAUCCAAUUCUGCUAGACUAAGUAGACACAGACUGAUGAGAGUACUAAGAUUUGGACCAUCAGCUUAAUAUUGCUAACUGGAUCCCAGCUUAACUGAGAAGUAACUAAGCUUGCAGAUCAGCAGUUGUACACAACUAUUUGCAUACCAGCUCCUGUGAAAUUUUGUGUGAUAUUAGAUGUUCGAUUUUCGACACAACAAUAUGAAUCUGAUUUAGAAUAAUAAGCCUCGCAGUAAUAUUCUACAUUAAUAAAGAAAUUGAGAUUGUAAACCCAGUACAUGUAAGAUCACCUGUAGUGAUUAGCAACCGCUACAACUAUUUUUAGCUCGACUGUUUGGAGAAAAAGUAGAGCUAUUGCACUCGCCCUUGCGUCGGCAUCGCCAUUGGUUAAAGUUUUUGAUUAAUUUAAGUGAAAUAUUUCUGUUACUAUCAAAGCUAUUGACUUGAAACUUAAAAUACUUAUUUACUAUCAAAGUCUACACCAGGAGAAGUAAUCCGCAUAACUCUCAUUAGAAUUUUGACAGAAUUAUGCCCCUUUUUAACUUAACUUUUUAAAAUUUUUUGAUAAAGUCAAAUAUCUCCGUUACUAUUAAAGCUUUUGACUUGAAACUCAAAAAAGUUAUUUACAAUCAAAGUCUGCAAGAGGAGACACAAUUUCCAUAACUCUUAUUUGAGUUUUGACAGAGUUAUGUCCCUUUUUAACUUUGGAAUUUUUACUGGCAAAUCUCUAAUUCAGAGUCAAACACUGAGAAAAGUCGAGUGCACAUGUCAUGUCAUAUGUCUUUCGUUCCUUCAUUUCAUAUACUGCCAUUAGUUUGUUCAUGACUAUCAAUACUCGGGGAAAUCAGAUUCAGUAUCCUGUACAUAACAUGCGUUUCACACAAUUCAUUUUGUACAUACAUAGACAAUACAUUUCAGAUUAAUAUUAAGUAUACUGUCUAUUUGUAGCAUUUUCAUCGUCACUUAAUUGAUGCCUAGCAUUUCGUUACAAUACUCAGGGAAUACACAUUUGUCAUAUUAUAUGUACAUAUACCUGUUUUGAUUGAUAGCACAGCUUUAGGUUUGGAGAAAAAAAAAGACUAGUGCAAGUGUAAAUAUGUGUUUCUCCAUUAGUCUGUUAUUUGUAAUUAAGUUCUUUUUUCUAUACUAAGAUUUGAAUUUGUUUCCCGUAUUGUUUUGUACAUAAACAUACAUUGUUUAAGUUGAAUUUACAUGCACAAAAUUGGUUGUUUAUACAUGUGUAUAUAUCUUGUGUUUCGUUAGGAUAGUAAGGAAAUAGACAGAUUGUUUUGUUAUUAUGUAGCAGACUGCAUUAUAAUAUAAUAGAUAGUUUUAUACUUGCCUUUAAUUGAUAUGAUUUUGACAGAAUAAAUACACAGGUGCAUUUUAACUUUGUGUACAUAAUGAUAGAUUUUGUGCAGAUCUUUGUCACCCUUCAGAUUUAGUAACAAGGGAAGUAAAUACUAAAUUUAUUUUUAAUAUUUCAAAUGAAGUUUAGAGAUUCUUGUUGGGGAUAACACUAUGAAAAGCUUUCCUUUGACCUCCACAUCCUAGAAAUGUUUUAAAGUUAUACAUUAUGUACACAAAGGGUAUACCGGUAGUUAUUAAAUGAUAGUUUUAAAGUGUUGUACAGUACAUUUUAUCUUAUGAAAAGGCUAUACAAUGUUUUAGAUUGUUCAGCAGUGAGUUAAAAACAAGAAAAUCAAUGUUAAUCAUUUGGAAUGUAGAAGUUUAAUUUUGAUUUUUGAAAUUAUGUGGUUUUCGUCAUAAAUACAUUUUUAUUUUGUAAUAUAAACAGUCUGGACCAUGUGUGAUUCAGCUACAUUUGAAAUUCACUUGUACAUAGUUUGUAUAUAACAUGUUUCUUUUAUGUUAAAAUGUCGAGUCACUUGCCUCCGCUCUUACGGAAGGUCAGUGGUUCUACCAUGCAUAUACAAACCAGUGCCUGAAAAUGCCAGGAGGGCACUUGGAGUCUUCCCUCACUACCAAAAGCUGGAAUGUUAUUAUAUGACAAGAUCAAGAUGUUGAUUGGAUGUUAAUAAUAAUAAAAUGGUAAGGCAUACUCAACACAUGUCGAUGAUGCCCACAGCUAAAGUAACCAUUUCAAAAGAGCUCGGGUUUUUUAAUUGGCGAGCUUGUAUAUAUGUAUAUACACAUCACAUUUUAUUUCGCUGAGGUUGUGAAUUUGAAUGAGCAGCAGUAUUUAGAGUUUUGUUUUCACUGUACAUGUGUUAUUUAGGUACAUUUAAGUGUUUGUUUAACACGAAAGUGACAGACUUCGUGUAACUGUUCAGUCUUCAGAAUAGUAUAGUAAAAUAGGUAAAACUAAAGAGCUAUACGCAAUUUAGUCACUGUCUGAUCUAUCCAUCUAUAUAUAUAUAUAUAUAUAUAUAUAUAUAUAUAUAUAUAUAUAUAUAUAUAUAUCUGUUUGUACAUAAUUUUAUUCAGUUAAGCUUUGAUGUUAAAAUUUUAUAUUAUUUUUGUCUUAAUUCAGAUAAUGAUUAUGUUUAAAAUGUAUUGUGGAAUUUGUUAAAUGAACACUAUUUUGUCCAAGAGCAUAAGAAGGGAAAUAACCGCUGGAGUAGAAUGUAACCUGUUCUAAAUAUUGGACAGUUGUAGUAUUACCACUGUUUACAAUUAUUCCAAAAGAAAAUCUCAAAGUCAUAUAUUUUCUGUCCAGUAAGCUAAGUUAUAAACAAAUCAAUUUUUACAGAGCACAAGCCUCUCUCAAUUGGAUUUCAUUCACAAUAAAAGAUACAGUACUAUCACUGUUCAAGUUAAGAAUGAUGUAUUUCAUUAAAUGAUACCUGUAUGCUCUUGUGUAGCAUCCUUUUGGAGGAAACUAGUCAAAAUAUGUUGACUGCUUCCCAAAGGAGAAACAAUCUACUAUAUUUAGUAUAUAUAAGUUUCCAGUUCUGCAAGUAGGGAAGUAGAAAUAUUAAAUUUGGAAAUGAAAUAAACAAAACGCUUUAUAGCCAGUUUAGCUCUGCUCACGGGGAAUCUUUGGCAAAGGUUCGACUGUACAUAAUUAUAUCAUUUAUGAUAAGUUAUCAUAUUUUAAUGGUUUGUUUUCUAAACAAUUCAUCAUAUAUUUUAACCAUAUAUUGUUUCCCAUCUUAUCAGGGAUAAACUAUUUCCACGCAUUAUGUUGAAGCAUUGUUUAAAGUUUCUCGUAAAAUCUGGGAACAAAAUGGUAUAUUAUAGAUCCAUUGUUUGUUUUAGGGCCUGCAUUUGUCUUUGACUUGUUUUAUUGUAGAUUGACGUAUUUAGUAAAAUGAUAACAGUGUGAUAGUUGUUCGAACAUGAUAUAUAUUUUAAUGACCUUGGUUAUAUCAGUUCACUUUUAAUACAUUGAUAUCGCCAGUAUAAAACUGAAGCUGCAAAAAGUAAUCGAAGGAGAGAAAGCUUUUAUAAAUUUUAGGGAUACUUUUCUGAACCGCAGUCCUUCAAGUUUCUCUUAAACUUCUCUACUCAUAUAAUGAAUCAGGCCAUUUUAGUAAAGGCACAAUAAUACUCAAUACUGGAGGAUAGAAACAAUCCUCAUUUUUUAUGCCCCCCUUCGAAGGAGGGGUAUAUUGUUUUGCAGAUGUCGAUUGGGCGGUCGGAAUGUAGACCAAUCAUUUAUAGAAAUGUAAACAAACCUAAUUACCCAUGCGUUUAUACCCACAUUUUAGCUGUCAGUUUUGAAGAUAUUCCAGAGUGUUGAACUGUCAGAAAAAUAAAACUCUCUUAGAAGAUACAUGACCGUACUUUUCUUGGUGAAUUUUGGUGAUAACUUUGUAGGUCAUUUAAGAACAAAAGGCUAGUAACCCUUUUUUUAAAUUGGUCUUGCUAUGUGUUACAGCUGUCAGAAGAUUGUUGAUAGAACAUAUAGAAUUCCCAUCAUUUGGUCACAUGCACAUUUUUGUCGUUUUUAAUUAGAUAAUUGGAUGGGUACCAAACAAAGAAGCAGAAAUUUUCUUACUUUCAUGAAAAUCUAAAAAUUGUUUAAAUAGAGUAUGAUAUUAUAUACAUUUUUAGUUUCAUGUUUCAUGAACUGAUUUUUCAUGAGCCAGGAACCAUAAUUUUGCCUUUACAUCUUAAGUUUAAAGGUACAUUUGACCUAAAUUUUGUAUUUGAAAAUAUAAACAGUUAUUAGAUAUAGCUUAUGUAAACAUCAAAUUAACAAGUUUAUAUACCAUGCAUUAGCUUAAAUUAAGUACACAAUGUACACAUGUAUAGCUAAACACAGUAUUUAAUGUCUCUUCCACUUAUAAAUUAGAAAAUUUUGAAAAUCGGCUGUUACUUCAUGACAUUUUUAUGAACCUUUUCAUUCAGAAUUAAUUACUUUGUAUAUUUAGUAACGUUUCAUAUAUUCAAUUGAGAUUUUCUACAUUUUAAGAAAAUGUCUGAAUAUUAAAUAUUUUAGUGAAAGAUAGUCAUUGGGUCAUUCAUGUCUCAUGGACCCUGCUUUCAUGAGCUAGGAACCAUGAUUUUUAGCUCACCUGAGCACAAAGGGUUCAAGGUGAGCUUUUGUGAUCACCCUGUGUCCGUCCUCGUCAUUUGUCCGUUGUCAACAAUUUGACUGUUAACACUCUUGAGAUCACAAUCUGAAACUUGGUCAGAAUGUUACCCUCAAUAAAAUCUUGGACGAGAUUUAUAUUUGGUCAUCUGGGAACAAAAACCAGGUCACCAGGUCAAAUCAAAAGAAAAGCCUGUUAACACAAGAGGUCGCAAUUUUGGUCCAAUCUUAAUGAAACUUGGUCAGAAUGUAACUCUCAAUAAAAUUUUAGAAGAGUUUGAUAUUAAGUCAUCUGGGGUCAAAAACAAGGUCACAAGGUCAAAUCUAAGGAAAAGCUUGUUAACACUCUAGAGGCCACAUCUAUGACUGUAUCUUCAUGAAACUUAGCCAGAAUGUUAAUCUUGAUGAUUUCAAGGUAAUGUUUGAAUCUGAAUUAUGUGGGUUUAAAAACUAGGUCACCAGGUCAAAUCAAAGGAAAAGCUUGUUAAACACUCUAGAGGUCACAAUUUUGGUCUAAUCUUAACGAAACUUGGUUAGAAUGUUACUCUCAAUAAAAUCUUGAAAGAAUCCGAUAUUGAGUCAUCUGGGGUCAAAAACUAGGUCACCAUGUCAAAUUUAAGGAAAAGCUUGUCAACACACUAGAGGCCACAUUUACGAGUGUAUCUUCAUGAAACUUGGCCAGAAUGUAAAUCUCGAUGAUCUCUAAGUAAUGGUUGAAUCUUGGUUAUGUGGAGUUAAAAACUAGGUCACCAGGUCAAAUCAAAGGAAAAGUUUCUUAACACGCUAGAGGCCACAUUUAUGACUGUAUCUUCAUGAAUCUUGGUUAGAAUGUUAAUCUUGAUGAUCUUUAGGACAAGUUCAAAUCUGGGUCAGAUGGGGUCAAAAACUAGGUCACUAGAUGAUAUCAAAGGAAAGGGUACUUAACACUCUAGUGGCCACAUUCAUUGCCAUAUCUUAAUGAAUCUUAGAAUGUUCAGCUUGAUGAUCCUUAGGUCAAGUUUAAAUCUUGGUCAGGUAGGGUCGAAAACCAGGUCAUCAGGUCAAAGCAAAGGAAAAGCUCCUUAACACUCUUAGAGGCCACAUUCAUGGCCAUAACCUGGUUAGAAUGUUAAUCUUGAUGAGUUUUAGGUCAAGUUCAAAUCUAGGUCAAGUAAAAUAAAUAACUAGGUCACUUGAUCAAAUCAAAGGAAAAGGUACUUAACACUUUAAUGAAACUUGGUCAGAAUGUUAAUCUUGAUGAUCUUUAGGUCAAGUUUAAAUAUUGGUCAGGCGGGGUCGAAAACUAGGUCACCAAGUCAAAUCAAAUGAAAAGCUCCUUAACACCCUAGAGGGCAUAUUGAUGGCCAUAACUUAAUGCAACUUGGUCAGAAUGUUACCCUUGAUGAUCUUUAGGUCAACAUCCAAUUUGGGUCCUGUGGAGUCAAAAACUAGGUCUCUAAGUCAAAUUAAAGGAAAAAACUAGUUAACACUCUAGAGGCCACAUUUAAUACCAUAUCUUAAUGAAACUUGGUCAGAAUGUUGAUUGCGAUGGUCUUUAGGUCAAUAGGUCAGGUGACCUAUACAGGGCCUUCAUGGCCCUCUUGUCCCUAUACAUUUCAGAAUGUUAAUCUUGAUGAUCUUUAGGUCAAGUUUGAAUCUGGGUCAUGUAGAAUCAAAAACUAGGUCACUAGGUCAAAUUAAAGCAAAAACUAGUUAACACUCUAGAGGCCACAUUUAAUACCAUAUCUUAAUGAAACUUGGUCAGAAUGUUAAUUGCGAUGAUCUUUAGGUCAAUAGGUCAGGUGAUUGAUACAGGGCCUUCCUGACCCUCUUGUUCCUAUACAUUUUCAAUUUAAUUUUUCAUGAACGGUGUUUUUAUUUUAGCCAGGAACCAUGAUCCUUAAUAAGUUUUAAUGAUUCAUGAACGGUGUUUUUAUCAUAGCCAGGAACCAUGAUCCUUAAUAAGUUUUAAUGAUUCAUGAACCGUGUUUUCAUGAGCCAAGAAUCAUGAUUUUGGGUAUUGAGAUUAUGUGAUUAUCAUUUGAUUAUAUUUAUCUUGUUUUGAAAUGUUUAUAUGUUCAAUGUAUGAACUUACCAAAAUAUGUGCAAACAUAUUUUACUGAUUAUAAAUUUUAAUAACUUUAAUGUAUAUAUUGUACUAUUGAGAAUGUUUUGAAUUAAAAGGUAACAAUGGAA